CAGAAGAAGAAGAAGAACGCGGAAAACGAAGACGAGGCGACGCAAACAAACAAUUCGAGCCUCAAGUUGCUGCGUCAUCAUAGAAAUAUAAAAAAAAGUAAUCUUACUUGCAGUUUUUGCUCACAGCGACUGUUUGUCUUCUGAAAUGGAAGACGACGUGGAGAUUACAGAUGUUUAUGAUGAGGAUGACAUAGUGGUGCAGAAAACACCCCUGAAGAAUCAGGAUCUGACUUCUGUUGGCGUUAUCGCUGGAGAGCUGCUGUCAGAGUAUGGCUGGCACCUGCUGGUCGUACUGCUGGUGGUCUACCUGCUGGUCCACUACCUGACCAAGAGGAGGUCCAGCCAGAGCCCCCAAAGUGCCGCGUCUUCGCCACCGCAAGACUCUGAGGAGGUGGUGAGACGCCAGGAGGCCAUGGAGAUUUCUCGCAGGAAGAUGCAGGAGGAGCAGGACGCCAAAGCGGCACUCUUCAGAGAGAAGCAAAAGCAGCAAGAGGAAGAGAAGAGGAAGCAGAAGAUCGAAAACUGGGAGAGCAUGAAGCUGGGCAGGAGCAGCAAAGGAGCGAGCAAGCAGAGCAGCGACGACGGCGCCUCGUCCAGCACGUCGGUCCAACCAAAGAAAGACAAGAAGUCACUUCGCGGCUCUGACUACAACCCCCUAAGUGGCGAGGGAGGCAGCUCCUGCUCCUGGAGACCCGGCAGGCGGGGGCCGUCUUCCGGUGGAUGAGGUUAAAGGAGGUCAGAGGUCGGUCUGACCUUUGACCUCUAGACAUCCUACCACACACACACUGGCUGAUGGGGGCGAGUAUCCUCCCGCACUCGGACACGCCUCGCGUACGUUACAAUUUUUAGGGUCAGUUCCAACAUGCCCCAUCUUGUCCAGGCGGACACGGACGCUGGUAAUGACGCCGCUCUUGUAAAAGGUUUCUAACCAGCAAGCGCGGCCGAUGAACGUCAGCGUCUGUUUUUUUUAUAAAAAUAAUCUGUUUAUAUUGAGCUUUGAAACAAGCAAUAAAUCAUGACUUUUGACAGUAAAA
Nerophis lumbriciformis (worm pipefish) is the source of this 1034-nucleotide messenger RNA. RefSeq names its product selenoprotein S (gene selenos). Lineage: Eukaryota; Metazoa; Chordata; Actinopteri; Syngnathiformes; Syngnathidae. Gene Ontology annotation, cellular component: endoplasmic reticulum membrane; Derlin-1 retrotranslocation complex; Derlin-1-VIMP complex. The record is from RefSeq and is a predicted model, not a curated record. Gene Ontology annotation, biological process: retrograde protein transport, ER to cytosol; endoplasmic reticulum unfolded protein response.